Messenger RNA from Ostreobium quekettii, 780 nucleotides. The record is from the annotation of a GenBank genome assembly. Lineage: Eukaryota; Viridiplantae; Chlorophyta; Ulvophyceae; Bryopsidales; Ostreobiaceae.
AUGCCAAAUAUGACGCUGGAGUUGAACGCCUCAGAUGACCGUGGAAUCAACGUGGUCCGGGAGGAGAUCCAAGACUUCGUUAGCACCCGGAGCGUCUUUAGCAACACAUUCAAGCUUGUGAUACUGGAUGAGUGCGAUGCAAUGACCAAGGAUGCACAGAUGGCUCUGAGGCGAGUGAUCGAAAAGUACACAAAGAACGCAAGGUUCUGCCUCAUCGGCAACUACGUCAGCAAGAUAAUAUCAGCACUGCAGUCCCGUUGUAUGCGGUUCAGAUUUCCACCCUUGGAAGAGCAAUUUGUUCGUCCCAGGCUGCAGCAUGUGGUCGACGUUGAAGGUGUCUCCAUCGAUGCUGCUGCCAUGGACGCAUUGAUAGCCUUGGGGUCUGGUGACAUGAGAAGAUCUCUCAACAUUCUUCAGUCAGUCCACAUGGCAUACGGCAAAGUAACAGAGGCUGGUGUGUACAACUGCACCGGAAAUCCUUCUCCAACGGACAUGCAGGAGGUGUUCAACUGGCUGCUGAAUGAGCGCUUCAGCACUGUGUUUAAGAAAAUAAUGCAGAUGCAGCUGGAGCAGGGUCUUGCCCUUGCAGACAUAACUCGCGAACUGCACCCGUUGAUAUUUCGCAUGCACAUGCCAACCAGCAUCCGCAUCGACCUUGUCAGCAAGCUGGCAGACAUCGAGCAUCGCCUGACUCUGGCCACAUCGGAGGAGCUACAGUUGGGUGCGCUGGUGGGAGCUUUCACUGAGGCAAGAGAGAAAAUAGUCAAAGUCGCAGAAUGA